AACCCCUCCGGGGGCGGGCGAGGAGCGGGGAAAGGCUUCGGGGAGGCAGGGCCGGGGGUGGGGACGGCGCCGAGCAUCCUCCAGCGAACCGGGAACACCGGGAACGGGGGGGGGGACGCGGAUACACAGCGACGGGGACAGGGACAGCGAGGGGGGGGCUUCGCCGCCUGCCCGGGCCGGGGGGGGUGUCCCUGCCCGCACCCAUGAGCAGGACCAGCGGCCUCCAGCGCCGCACAACCUUCCUCAUCUCCCUCACCCUCGUCAAGCUCGAGUCGGUGGCGGCAGCGCCGGGAGAACCGGAGCCGGCGGCGGCGGCGGCGGCGGCGGGGGGGGGCAGCGAUGGGUCCCCCCGCCCCGGGGGGAGGCCGGUUGAUGCCGCCCGCCCCGAGGAUCCCGGUGGCGGCGGCAGAACGAAGCGGCCCGAGCGGCUCUUCCAGCGCCAGGACGCUCUUUGGAUAAGUACAACCGGCCCCCCCGACGCUGCGGCCCCCCCCGGCAGCCCCCGCACCCCCAGCCCGGGCCCGGUGCCCACCACCGAGGCCUCGGCCCCCCCUCCCCGCCCCGCCGCCGCCGCCGCCUCCCGCCGGCCCCGUUCUCCCACCUCCACCCCCCCCGUUGUACCCCCAAAACCCGACCCGACCCUGCUGCCCCCCCCUCCGGUUGUACCCCCCAAACCCGACCCGGCGUCUCUUCCCCCCCCCCAACCCCCGCUUGUCCCUCCCAAACCGGACCCGACUGCGCUCCCGCCGCCCCCCGCCGUACCCCCAAAACCCCCCGCGGCCUCCCUGCCCCCCGCUGUACCCCCAAAACCAGACCUCACCCCGCGAGGGGGGUCCAAGGGCACCUUGGAGGCCACAGGGGAGCGGGGGCGGCCCCCCCCGGCCCUGGCGACCCCGCGGCCCCCGCUGCUGGCCCAGGCAACGUGGGGGUGCCCCGAGGUGACCCCGGAGCUGGCCAAACCCCCCCCGCACCCCGUGUCCUCCCCGCACCCCUCGGCCGGGCCCCGCCGGCUCCGCUUGACCGGGACGAAGCCGUUCAAAGUGGCGACCCCCGGGGAGCCUCUGAAGGCGACCAAAGGGCCCCUGAAGGCGACCGCGAGCGGGGCCGGGGGCAGCCGCCUCUCGUGGCCCGAGGGCGAGGGCAAGGGGCGGCCCAAAGCCGCGGGGGGCAAAGCGGGACCUGAGGCGGGGCCGAGGCCGCCGGGACGGGGUCGCUUCUCCCCUCACAAAGGCAAAAGCAAGACCCUGGAUUACAGCGACCUGCCCCCGGUAGCGGGGGGGCUGACUCCGGUCCCGGCUCCCGCUGCGGCCCCCGGUGCCGCCGGUACCGAGACGGGGCUCAAACGGGGGCGCGAAGGCGGCCGAGCCUCCACCCGCGACCGCAAGAUGCUCAAGUUCAUCAGCGGCAUCUUCGCCAAGAGCCCCGCGCCCCCCCCCGCGCCCCCCUGGGCCCCCCCCCAGGCUCUGGUCAACAGCCAGGAAUGGACCCUGGGUCGCUCCAUCCCUGAGAUCCGCUUGGGUGUCCUGGGCAGUAGCAGGAGUGGGAAGUCUGCACUUGUCCAUCGCUUCCUCACCGGCUCCUAUGUGGGCCUGGAGCCCACCGAGAGUGGCCAGUUCAAGCGUGAGGUGACGGUUGAUGGCCAGAGCCACCUCCUGCUCAUCCGGGAGGAAGGAGGACCCCCGGACCCAGAGUUUGCCAGCUGGGCCGACGCCGUCAUCUUCGUGUUCAGCCUGGAGAGCGAAGGCAGCUUCCAGGAGGUGGUGAAGCUCCACGAGCUGCUCGUCACCCACCGGGGCGCCGCUGAGGUGGCCCUGGCGCUGGUGGGCACCCAGGACAAGAUCAGCUCCUCCAGCCCACGCGUGGUGGAGGACGCCCGCGCCCGCGCGCUCUGCGGGGACAUGAGGCGCUGCCUCUACUACGAGACCUGCGCCACGUACGGCCUCAACGUGGACAGGGUCUUCACCGAGGUGGCACAGAAGGUGGUGGCGCUGAGGAAGCAGCAGCAGCUCGUGGCCUCCUGCAAGUCCCUGCCCAGCUCCCCCAGCCACUCAGCUGCCUCCACCCCACUCGGGGGCUCCCACCCUGGCCAGACCAGCAAUGGCCACACCAGUGAUUACUCGUCCUCGCUGCCCUCCACCCCCAACGUCACCCACCGGGACCUGCGCAGCGACACCCCCGUGGUCCCCGGCACCCCCAGCUCCCUGCACCGCGGGGCCAAGCGCCGCACCAGCCUCUUCGCCACUCGCCGCGGCAGCGACACGGACAAGCGGAGCCUGGAGGGCCCCAGCACCGCCCGCUCGGUGCCGGUGCCCAUCAAGCAGAGCUUCCUGCUGAAGCGCAGCGGCAACUCCCUCAACAAGGAGUGGAAGAAGAAAUACGUGACCCUGAGCAGCAACGGGCUCCUGCUCUACCACCCCAGCGUGAAUGAUUACCUGCACAGCACCCAUGGGAAGGAGAUGGAUUUGCUCCGCACCACGGUCAAGGUCCCGGGGAAGCGCCCCCCCCGCGCGAUCUCCGCCUGCGGCCCCGCCCCCAGCGCCAACGGGCUCCUGCGGGACGAGGGGGGGGCCGUGGGGCUCAGCCUCCCCCCUGAGCCAGGGCUGAAGGUACCGGGUAAGGGCGAGCGGUCCCUGCAGCGCUGUGCCUCUGCCUCCAGCGCCAGAGUCAGCUCCGAUGCCCCCUUCGAAGCCAUCUCCAGCCCCGGCAGCGCGGGCCGGGAGCCGCCGCCGUCGCCGCUCAUGGACAGGAAGAAGCACCGGAGGAAGAAGCUGAUGACACCGUCCAAGACGGAGGGCUCUGCCGGGCAGGCGGAAGCCAAGCGCAAAAUGUGGAAGCUAAAAAGCUUUGGUAGUUUAAGAAAUCUGUAUAAAACAGAAGAGGAGAACUUCGAGUUCCUCAUCGUGUCCAGCACGGGGCAGACCUGGCACUUCGAGGCGAGCAGCUUCGAGGAGCGUGACGCCUGGGUGCAGGCCAUCGAGAGCCAGAUCCUGGCUAGCCUCCAGUGCUGCGAGAGCAGCAAGAACAAGGCGCGCAUGGACAGCCAGAGUGAGGCCGUGGCCAUCCAGGCCAUCCGCAAUGCCCGCGGCAACUCGUUCUGUGUGGACUGUGGGGCACCCAACCCGACCUGGGCCAGCCUGAACCUGGGCGCCCUGAUCUGCAUCGAGUGCUCGGGGAUCCACCGCAACCUGGGCACGCACCUCUCGCGCGUGCGCUCGCUGGACCUGGACGAUUGGCCACGGGAGCUGACCCUCGUGCUGACCUCCAUCGGCAACGCCACCGCCAACAGCAUCUGGGAGAAGAGCCCGCAGGGCCGCAGCAAACCCACCCCCGAGUCCUCCCGGGAGGAGCGGGAGGCCUGGAUCCGGGCUAAGUACGAGCAGAAGCUGUUCCUGGCGCCGCUGCCGGAGGCCGAGGGGCCGCUGGGGGAGCAGCUCCUCCGCGCCGUGCAGGACAAGGACCUGGAGCUGGUGCUGCUGCUCCUGGCCCACAGCAAGAAGGAGCAGCUCAACGUCAGCACUGCAGAUGGGGACGGGCGCCCGGCGCUGCACGUGGCCUGUGACAUGGGGCUGGUGGUCAUCACCCAGCUGCUGCUCUGGCACGGAGCGGACGCUCGGGCCCGGGACGGCCGCGGGCACACGGCGCUGUUCUACGCGCGCCGCGCCGGCAGCCGGGAGUGCGCGGACAUCCUGGUGCAGCACGGCUGCCCCGGAGAGGGGCCCGGCGACAGCGCCGACAGCACCGACAGCGCCGGCGGCACCGGCCGCAGGAGCAGCUGCGGGCCCUGCGAGCCGCACACGGCACUGGUGUAGCCACGGCCCCCCCCCGGGCUGCGGGGGCCG
Pezoporus flaviventris is the source of this 3839-nucleotide messenger RNA. RefSeq names its product ArfGAP with GTPase domain, ankyrin repeat and PH domain 2 (gene AGAP2). Bases 204 to 3809 code for a protein of 1201 amino acids. The record is from RefSeq and is a predicted model, not a curated record. Lineage: Eukaryota; Metazoa; Chordata; Aves; Psittaciformes; Psittacidae. Gene Ontology annotation, molecular function: GTPase activity; GTPase activator activity; protein binding. The transcript is spliced from 19 exons. Gene Ontology annotation, cellular component: nucleus.